CUCGUUCCUCGUGUCCCUCUCGGUCUUUUUCCGGGCGCACGCGCCAGGUCACUUCGCUCGCGGCGGCAGCAAGAACCUCCAGCAGCAGCAGCUCUAGAUCCAGGCGUGGGCCUGGUAGGGCCCUCGCCCCCGUCACCAUCCGCCAUGGGCCGGUCGCACUCGAAGGAGCAGCAGCAGCAGUCGGGGAACACCAGAACGGACCAGAAGACAAGGAAGCGCGGCGACCGGAAGCGUGCGUCCGACGGGAAGAAGUCACGGCACCGCAAGUCGCGGCUGAGCGAGCUGCGCGAACCGGAGCCGCCCCCGGUAGUGCACCCGAAGGCCAGCAGUGCGGCGCUCGUUGCGAAGAAUGACUACGACCUGGAGGCGAAGCGCCGGAUGCAGCACCAGCUCGCGUUCAACAGUGACAUCUUCGUGCUCAACCAGCUCAUGCUCGGUGUGCAGUUCUACGGGAACUUUGAGAGGGAGAUGUGGGAAGCGGUCGAGCGCAACCGGGCCGAGGAGAACCGGCGAAACGGGCGAACGUCGCGCCACUGUAAAACCGUGAUCCUGCCCGAUCGCCUGCUGGAAGCGGUCGAUAAGCGCGUCAAGUUCUACGCCAAGCACGGGCCGCACAAAAAUCGGUUGCUGCCGCUCCACACGCAGACCUGCUACAUCGUGCACGACAACAUCGAGAUCACGAACCCGGGUGACAGCUCGGUCUACAGCAUCCUGACCGAUGCGCCGAUCUACAAGCUCGAGAUCGAGGACGGGCUCGACGAAAAGCUAAAACGGGGCGGCAGUGCUGGGAUGCAACGGGCUCCCCGGCGCGGCAACUGUCACCACGGCUACGUGAAGCUGCGCAGCGUGGAGUACAUCAAGCCGAACGGGCCACCGGCGGUGGCCGUCGAACGACUCGAACCGAUCGAACGACCGCUGCGGAACGGUAACCUCAGCGACAGUGACACCCUGGAGGAUGAUGACGACGACGACGAUGAGGACGUCGAUGAUGAUGGCGGCGAUGACAGGGAUGGUCGCUUCCGGCAGCGCAAGUUCCGCGACAGCAUCGCGGUCAAGUACCCGAAGAUGCUGAACGGUGUGUACGGGGGUGUCCGGGGCAAGGCGAGCCACCAUCCGAUGGCGAUCCGAUCGACAGCGGUUCCGUCGACGUCGACGAGCUCGACGUCGCCACCAAGCAGCGAGUAUGACUACGCGUACAUCACGGCCAUCAACACGCACCAGCCGCUCAGCGUGAUGCGGUCGGCGGGCCCCGGUGGUGGGGUUGACGGCAUCAGCGCCAGCAGCAUGGAGACGGCACCGCUCAGCACGACCGUCCUGCCGGACUACUGCAUCACGACGCUCAGCUGCCCGAUCGAGGUGCCGGAGGGCUACUACAGCGACGACGAGGAGUCCAGCGGCCAGUCCAGCGGCAGCAACACGGCGCACGACACCGGCAAGCCGGCAGCCGGCGGCGGGAAGCACCGAAGCACCGAGUACUCGACGGAGCGGCGACAGUACCUCAACUCGAAGGGCUUCCUGGCGUACUUCGUGAACCUGUUCCAGGACCGGCUCGCGGCCGAGCUGGACAUCCCGGCCGACGACCUGCCGGACGCGACGUGGAAGGGCGCGGUCGUGUACAGUGGCCACUGGGAGAUCGUACCGGCCGUGUUCUGCCCGUGGCCGCGCGAAGCCACCGAGUGGGUGCACCGGAAGCGCGACGUCAAGGUGAACCCGCUGACGAAGCAGCGGUUCCAGUGGCCGACGCCGCCGAUGAUCCAGAAGGUGCGCUCGUUCGGGUGCCACGUCGUGCCGGUCGGGUACGCGCCGAAGCAGGGCCAGAACCGGUACCGGCAGCUCGAGUGGAAGAUCGUCUUCCCGGAAGCGGAACGGUACCUGGAGAGCUGCCUAUCGAGCACCCAGGUCAAGCUGUACCUCAUCGCGAAGCUGCUCCUGAAGACGUUCGUCGAGACGGCCCCAGCGACGGCGACGACCGCACCGGCGGCGACCCUGGCAAACGGCGGUAUCGGCAUGUUCGGGCUGGAGCACCUGCGCGCCCACCUGUUCUGGCAGUGUGAGACCAACUACGCGGCGUGGCCGGAGGACUACCUCGGGGAGGCGCUGCUGCGCUUCCUGAACGCGCUGCUCGAGCGCAUCAAGACGCACCGGCUGCCGGACUACUUCCUGCCGGCGCGGAACCUCUUCGAGAACGUGCCGGAACGGGUGCUGGUCGAGCUGCACCGGCGCAUCUUCCGCGUGACCGAGAACCCGGUGAUGCACCUGCUGGUGGCGCUCCGCAACCUGAAGCUGCCGAGCGGGACGCUCGCGUUCUACCCGAAGCUACGGCUCAAGCGCCUGUACGCGUACCUGGUGAUCGACAAUCCGCUCAAGCUCGUCAACCCGCUGCUGCGGGACGAGGACGAGAACCUGGCGGCCGAGGACUCGGACGAGCAGGAGGCAAACGAGCGUGAGAUCGCCGUCGGUUCGAUGGCCUACUACCACCGGCAGGAGAUCGAGUCACGCCGGAAGCGGACGCGCAUCGUGCGCUUCCUGGUGGCCGAGCAGCAGCUGCUGCGCAAGGACCGGGCCGAGCAAGGGCCGGCCGCGUGCCGGCGUCACUCGACCGAGUCCAUCGACCUCACGUUCCUGCCGCUGAAGCACAUGGAAGCCCUACGCCGCCAGCUCAUCUACGGCCACUUCAUCGAGCACUUCACCGAGAUGGCGCGCGUCUCAUGCCGGUUCCGGGCGUUCAACCAAGCGCUCGUCUACGUACGCCAGUCGGAGCGGCUCUGCAACCUGCUCGCGGAUGACGAGGGCGCCGACGAGGCGCAACAGUACCUGACCAAAAUUGGCGGGCUGCGCCAGGAGCUGUCGCGGACCAGCGCCCAGGGUCCGGACCGGCCCGCGCUGCCCCGUCGCACCAGCAGCACCCAGCAUCCUAUGCCGGGCCGGCCGAGCCAGCAGCGACCGACGGCGUACACCAACGUACCCCCGCGUUCCACGUCCUUUGCCCAGGACCCACCCAGCGCCCAGCGAGUGGCUCGAUUCGAUAAGCCGCACCAGCGGCAGGUCAGCGUGCAGAUCCACCCGCGGGACGAACCAGCGGCGAGCCGAAGACCGAGCCGGAGGGCGCGUCGCCGCUCAUCCGACGACAUCGACGACAUCUCCCGACUGCUCGGUAACGUGACGGUCCACUAGGCUAGCUGCCAGAGCGCGCGCUUAGAAGUUAAGCAUAUCGUUUUCUGUGAUAACUGUAGAUGUGAGAGUCCACCCCCGAAAGGACCCUCUCUCAAGGGGGUGCCCCAACCGGGUACCAACAUAUGAAUGGGGAGACGUCAC
This is a messenger RNA of Anopheles bellator, 3315 nucleotides long. RefSeq lists its product as uncharacterized. The transcript is spliced from 4 exons. NCBI's taxonomy places the organism in Eukaryota, Metazoa, Arthropoda, Insecta, Diptera, Culicidae. The record is from RefSeq and is a predicted model, not a curated record. Bases 145 to 3174 code for a protein of 1009 amino acids.